AUGUUAUCUGGGUCAUGGGAGCGGUCUCUUAUGAGCGUCAACUGUACUACGCGAGCGCUCUACCUCCACGAGGAGUCUUCAGUUCGCCGUCUCCGCGUCGUCCUUAUUUAUUCGGAGCCAUUUGCGAACGUACCUCCGCUGAACAAUACCACUGACUUAUCUGCUCAGAUCUGGCAUUGCACAAAAGAGCUGACUAUAGAUCUGGUCAACUCGGAUGUAAUUGACUCAAUUCAAUCUAAUUGCCUUCUCAAUUUUCAAAAAGGCUCGUGGUGGCACUGUUUCAUCUCGCUUUGGCUGUGCUGCUUCUCUCCGCUGAAGACGGGUCGAAUCAGAGGAACUCUUGUCAAGCUUGGGAUUCCAAGCACCAUUUUUCGCUUCCCGAUCAGUGCUGAGGCUUACGAUUCAGGCCAAGCGGAAGUUUCGCGUCAUGUUCCUGUGGUCCGAUGUCAACCUCGAGAAGAGGUUUUAUCAAUGCGUUUUGCUUCCUACGCUGGAGAUGCUUGGUUCUCAUCUAUUGAAGUCAUUCUGUCUGCUUGCGCGAAUGAUGCUUUCCCACGUAAAGUCACACCUGACUCAUCUGCGAACUCACCUGCGAAAGACUCAUAUACAAUCCCACAAAUUGACGCCGAAGACUUCUCAGGUUCUGCGGGUUCUGGCGACUAUUGGCACAUUCCUCUGACAUUCGGUUGCCGAGGAUAUUCCGAAGAUCCGGUCGUACACGUGUUCUUACAGCGCUUAUUUGAUUAUGGGAGGCACUAG
Fomitiporia mediterranea MF3/22 is the source of this 759-nucleotide messenger RNA. RefSeq lists its product as uncharacterized. The record is from RefSeq and is a predicted model, not a curated record. NCBI's taxonomy places the organism in Eukaryota, Fungi, Basidiomycota, Agaricomycetes, Hymenochaetales, Hymenochaetaceae. The transcript is spliced from 4 exons. The coding region runs from base 1 to 759 and encodes 252 amino acids.